Molecule: messenger RNA, 3571 nt
Organism: Gambusia affinis (western mosquitofish)
Lineage: Eukaryota; Metazoa; Chordata; Actinopteri; Cyprinodontiformes; Poeciliidae
Gene: pkd2
Product: polycystic kidney disease 2
Exons: 15
Coding region: 405-3083 (892 amino acids)
Biological process (GO): release of sequestered calcium ion into cytosol; detection of mechanical stimulus; potassium ion transmembrane transport
Cellular component (GO): membrane
Molecular function (GO): muscle alpha-actinin binding; voltage-gated sodium channel activity; potassium channel activity
Source: RefSeq, a predicted model, not a curated record
GAAAUUUUGGGGGAACUGUCCAAGAAGAACAAGAUGGCUGUCCCCGGACAAGAAAAACAUCUUCGCUUUUUCACUUAAACACGACUUUUUAGUUAUUGGGAUCAGUUUCGCGGUUCUUUCAAACUACUUUAUCCACUUUUUGGGAACUAUUUUAAACCAAAUAUAUUGUUUCUCUGAGACUGGGAUGAAGAAAGUUUUCAAACGAUUCUUACUGGACCAGCAGUGAUGUAGUCUUUACUUAAACUCGUUUAAUAAUCAGUGUAUUUUAUAGCUAAAUUACUUAAUUUUAUGUCAAAUACUCCUAAUUGAUCAGUCCUUGUAGUUUUAGAUUUUUAUCCUCGUUUUGGGGAUAACCGUUCACUUUCCGAUGGUCGGAACCGUUCGGAGCAGCUAACCGGACCACCAUGAGUUCGUCUCGAGUCAGACCCCAAAGCCAGUCCGGCAGGUCGGCCCAAGGACCGGACUCCAGCGAGGGGAUAGAGAUGGAGAACAUCCAGCACCAAGACUUGGGUCUCGGAGGGGUGAUAGGCACCCCGUCUCCACCGUCCAGGCAAGCGUGGAGCCGCGACAACCCGGUGUUCGAGCCGGAGGAAGAGAUCAUGGAGGCGGACUGGCCUCAAGCGAGUCCCGGGAGAAGGUCGGUGUCCACGGCCUCCAGCGGCAGCAGCAGCUACAACCGCAGGGGCAGCAGCGCCCAGAUCCCCCGAGGAGGACUCUACCCUACCCCGACCCCAACCAUAAACGCCCGGCAGCAGGACAGACAUGAGCACCGCAGCUGUUUGAAGCAGAUUCUGCAGAAAAUCAGAAUUUUGUGGGGAACUGAGCUGAUGGAGGACAGCGACAGCAGCAGAGAACGCUACCUCAGAAACGUCUUGAGGGAAAUGCUCACAUAUGUCGGCUUCCUCAUCACUGUUUGCGUUUUGACGUAUGGGAUGGUGAACUCCAACAUGUACUAUUACACCAAAGUUAUGUCUCAGCUGUUCCUGGACACGACUCUGUCUCCUGGGGACCAAACUACAUUUAGGAGCCUCUCCACCAUGGAGGACUUCUGGAAGUUCACACAGGGGCCCUUCCUUGGUGGGAUGUACUGGGACGUUUGGUACAACAACAACAGCCUGCCAGAGAAUCGGAGCUUCAUCUUCUAUGAGAAUCUCCUCCUCGGCGUACCGCGACUCCGGCAGGUCAAGGUCCGCAAUGAGUCCUGCUCUGUCCACGAGGACCUGAGGGACGAGGUUCAGGACUGCUAUAACAUGUACACCCCCAGCAACGAGGACACCGCCCCCUUUGGUCCAAAGAAUGGAACAGCGUGGGUGUACACCACAGAGAGUGAGAUGAAUAGCAGCAGUCACUGGGGGCAGGUGUCUAAGUAUGGAGGUGGAGGCUACUACCAGGACUUGUCCCGAACAAAAGAGGAGUCAUCCAACCGUCUGCAGUUCCUGAAAGACCACCUGUGGCUGGACAGAGGGACCAGAGCCGUCUUCCUUGACUUCUCAGUCUACAACGGAAAUAUAAAUCUUUUCUGCAUUGCCAGGUUGCUGGUGGAGUUCCCGGCUACCGGAGGGGCUGUGACCUCCUGGCACUUCCAGACGGUGCGUCUGAUCCGAUACGUGUCCAGCUGGGACUACUUUGUGGGCGUGUGUGAGGUGGCCUUCUGCCUCUUCAUCCUCUACUACGUUGUGGAGGAAGUGCUGGAAAUCCACAUCCACCGGCUGCACUACUUCAAGAGCAUGUGGAACUGUCUUGACGUUCUGAUCGUAGCGUUGAGCGUUGUGGCGAUUAUUAUGAACAUAACCAGAACAGCCAUGGCCCGAAACUUGCUGAGUGGGCUGUUGGAGAACUACACAGCUCACCCCAGCUUUGAGCCUCUGGCCAGCCUCCAGGUCCAGUUCAACAACCUGGCAGCUGUUAUUGUGUUUUUCUCUUGGGUCAAGCUGUUCAAGUUCAUCAACUUCAAUAAGACCAUGAGUCAGCUGUCCACCACCAUGUCCCGCUGCGCCAAAGACCUCACAGGGUUCGCCAUCAUGUUCUUCAUCAUCUUCCUGGCGUAUGCUCAGCUCGCCUACUUGGUGUUUGGGACACAAGUCAAUGAUUUCAGCACUUUUCAAGCCAGCAUAUUCACUCAGUUUCGCAUCAUUCUGGGAGACUUUGACUUCUCAGAGAUUAAGGAGUCAAACCCAGUGCUCGGACCUGUUUAUUUUACAACAUUUGUCUUCUUUAUUUUCUUUAUAUUAAUGAACAUGUUCCUGGCUAUCAUCAAUGACACCUACUCUGAGGUGAAGGCAGACAUGUCUCAGCAGAGGUGUGAGAUGGAAAUGACCGACCUCCUCAAGAAGGGCUGCAACAAAGCUUUGAUGAAGUUAAGACUGAAGAAAACGCCGGUGGACGAAAUCUCCAGUGGUUUGCAACAAGCGAGCAGUAAAAUGAACUUUGAUGAGCUGCGUCAGGAUCUAAAAGGAAAAGGCCACACAGACGCAGAGAUUCAGGCCAUCUUUGCUAAAUACGAUCAGGACGGCGACCCGGAGCUGACGGAGCACGAACACCAGCAGAUGAGAGACGACUUGGAGAAAGAGAGAGAGGACUUGGAGCUGGAGCGAAAUUCGCUGACGCGACCCAGCAGCGGGCGCAGCUUCCCUCGCACGCAGGACGACUCGGAGGAGGACGAUGACGAAGACUCGGGUCACAGUUCCCGUCGGCGCGGCAGCAGCUCAGGCGGCGUCUCAUACGAAGAGUUUCAAGUUCUGGUGAGGCGAGUGGACCGGAUGGAGCACUCCAUCGGCAGCAUCGUGUCGAAGAUCGACGCCGUCAUAGUGAAGCUGGAGGGAAUGGAGCGAGCUAAGCUGAAAAGAAGAGACGUGUUGGGCCGGCUGCUGGACGGAGUCAUGGAGGACGAGCGUUUGGGCCGCGACACGGACGUCCACAGGGAGCAGACGGAGCGACUGGUGAGGGAGGAGCUGGAGCGCUGGGAGUCAGACGACUUGGGUUCGCAGGUCAGCCACACUCCGGUCGGCCCGCGGGCCCGUCCGCCGUCCUCCCUGUCUGUGGACGGCCUUGAUGUCAGCUCAAACGGAGCCGUCCACGUCUAAACACCCAACAAGUUCAGAAUUACCCCGAUCCGGAAGGACACUACUGGGAAAACUCCUAGAAUAUAUAAAAAAAAAAAAAAACAUGGAGAUUUUUCAGAGAAAAUUUGCUCCUGAAGGUUUUUAAUUUGCUAGAGACAGAAUCUGUCCAAUCAAAAAGCUUUAUCCUGAUGAGAGAAGAUGAUGAAGAUGAAGUCUAACUGCAGGCAUAUUCUGUGUAUGAAAAAUACCCACCUGCUUUUUAACGCUGCAGCCACACAUCACAGUUACACAACACGUCAUAUUUACUCAACCUCUGCUCAUCACCUAAGCUUUGAGUUAAUCAGCUUAUGAUUUCAUUAUGAUACAUAUUGUAACUUAAAACAAACUUCAACUUGGAGUGCGAACAGUGUUCACAGGAAGCCUGUGCAUUUAUUUUUAUUGCCUUAAAAUCUCUCUUGAUUGACAAUCUUUUUGUUUUUAAUCUGUUUUGCCAAAUAAAUCUUAAGAAA